Messenger RNA from Jatropha curcas, 1569 nucleotides. RefSeq names its product S-adenosyl-L-methionine-dependent methyltransferases superfamily protein. NCBI's taxonomy places the organism in Eukaryota, Viridiplantae, Streptophyta, Magnoliopsida, Malpighiales, Euphorbiaceae. The record is from RefSeq and is a predicted model, not a curated record.
AAACAAAAAGGCACCCAUACCAAUCAAAUCUAAGCAAAUGAACCGCAUUUACUACACCAAUGGAGCUUAGAUAAUUGGGAAACAAAGAAUAAACAGAAUAAAAACGACAGUCCCGCAAAAACGGAGCCAGUGAAAGAGGGAGAUAAAGAACAAGAAGAAGAAGUGAAAAACUGAUGGCUAUCUUUGCAUCUACAGCACCGACACAAAAGGGGAUAGUGAUAACAGUGCCAGUUCUGGUUCUUUCGGUUUCGGUGGCAACUAUUAUGUUGUUCUUUCUUUUGUCUUCUCUAUCAUACUGUGACUGUCCGGCUUCUGCUCCUACUUUGCAACGCGUUAGUGGCGUCGGUUCUGACGGUGGAGAAUUUGGAGUGGUUAAAGAGAGAAUAUCGCCGACAAAGGAAGAUAUUGAGUGGGUUAAGGAUCAGAUCCGUGAGAAUGGAUUGCAUAUGCAAGAUAAUGUUCUUCGUAAGGGCAUUAACCCGCGCACUAGGGCUCAACAACUACAAGAUCUUAUUCAAUACAAGGGGAUAUCGCAUUAUGAGGAGCCAGAAUCCGGUAAUCAUACUGCACUUCCUUGCCCUGGUGAGCUCCUUGUGGAGGAGCACCAUAGCAACUACGGAGAGCCCUGGGCAGGUGGGCGAGAUGUGUUCGAAUUCUUAGCUGAAUCCGCCCGCCUUUCUCCCAACUCAAAAGUGCUUGAGAUUGGGUGCGGGACACUACGCGUUGGCUUGCAUUUUAUUCGGUAUCUUAGCCCUGAACACUACCAUUGUCUUGAAAGGGAUGAGCUUUCUCUAAUGGCUGCGUUUAGGUAUGAGCUUCCUUCUCAGGGUCUUUUACACAAGCGACCUCUGAUUGUGCGAGGAGAAGAUAUGAAUUUCUCAAAUUUUGGUUCUGGAAUUGAAUAUGAUUUGAUAUAUGCUAGUGCUGUGUUUCUUCACAUGCCCGAUAAUCUUGUCUGGGCUGGAUUAGAACGUUUAGCGAGCAAGUUGAAACCUUAUGAUGGGCGAAUCUUCGUGUCACAUAAUAUAAAGUUCUGUUCAAGAUUAGGAGGUGAGGAAUGUACUAAGAGGCUGACAAGUUUGGGGCUUGAAUAUCUGGGGAAGCAUACCCAUGAUAGCUUGCUUUUUAAUCACUAUGAGAUUUGGUUUGAAUUUAAAAGGUUCAAAGCUUAAGAAGGGCAUAAUAUAGAUUUCUUGGUCUUGUCUUUGGGUAAUGAUGAUGCAAGAUUGAAGCCGCCCUGGCUGUUUUAUGCAUGAUUUGCUGUUUCUGAUUACUUACCUCAACAUUUUUCAGAGGUUUGCUCAUCUUUAUGCUGUUGAUAGUUGAAAGUACAAUGGAGAGUCAAUGAUCUUGCAGAUUUUUAUCCGGUCAGGUUAUCUGUCUGUGGACAGAAUUUGAGACCUUGUAUCCUCCAGGGAUGAAAUUUGUAUACAACGUUGAUUUUAGGAUGCACUGAUGAUAGAGUUGAGGGAUUCUUUCGCCCAAUUAUGUAUUAGUAAUUUAAAACAUAUCAAUGGAACAUAAAAAUUCUUUUUAUAAGAAAUUUUUUUAUCUUGUCAUUGCUUGAAA